AUGCUGAAGAUUGUCCAAGGGAGGACAACCCAACUCGGAGAGGAAAGAGGAGAACUGAGACAGUCAUCAGAGAACCGACUAUCGUAUGAUGGUGAUAAAGAGAUGCUUUCUAACCAGCGAAACAAGAACAAGCCCUCAGAAAAAACAACGAGCAACAAUCAAAACAAGAUCCUGGAAGAAGAACACGUUAAUGAAGAGACGCCAGCAGAAUUACUGGACGAAACCUUAAGAUCCACCUGCAAUGAAACCCGAUGA
This is a messenger RNA of Acaulospora morrowiae, 255 nucleotides long. Lineage: Eukaryota; Fungi; Glomeromycota; Glomeromycetes; Diversisporales; Acaulosporaceae. The record is from the annotation of a GenBank genome assembly.